AUGAAUAAAAAUAUUUCAAAAAGAGAUUAUAGACAGCGAGCACAUUCUAAUCCCUUUAAAGAUACUGACAUAACAAUACCAACAUCACCAGAUUCUAUAAACUGGCUGGAAUAUUUCAAAAAUGGACAACCACCCAGUUUCUUAGAUGUUGGUUGCGGUUAUGGUAAAUUUUUAAUGCUUGAAAAUCAAAAUAACAUAUUGGGCCUAGAAAUAAGAGAUAAGGUAUACAGAUAUGUAAGAGAUAGGAUUAAUAAAGAUAGUCUUGAUAAUUGUGCAAUAAUGAAAACUAACGCUCUGCUUUUUUUACCAAACAUUUGUCAUAAAUUAAGUAUAGAAAAAAUUUUUAUUUUGUUCCCUGAUCCACAUUUCAAAAAACGAAAACAAAAAGGGAGAGUUAUUUGUAAACAAAUGAUGCACAUUUAUGCUUAUAUUCUUCGUGAAAGGGGUAGACUUUAUAUUUCUACCGAUGUGAUAGCAUUGUUUAAUGACAUGAAAGACGUUAUUAAAAAAAGUGGACUAUUUAAAGAAAUUGAAGAUCCAGAGGAUAUUUAUUUUGAAAGGACGUUAAAAGAAACAGAUGAAGCUUUAAGAGCGGGCAUAAAAACGGGGCAGAUAUUUGCUUGUAUUUUUGAAAAAAUUAAUUAA
Molecule: messenger RNA, 645 nt
Organism: Vairimorpha ceranae
Lineage: Eukaryota; Fungi; Microsporidia; Nosematidae
Product: trna (guanine-n -)-methyltransferase
Exons: 1
Coding region: 1-645 (214 amino acids)
Biological process (GO): RNA (guanine-N7)-methylation; tRNA methylation
Cellular component (GO): tRNA methyltransferase complex
Molecular function (GO): tRNA (guanine(46)-N7)-methyltransferase activity
Source: RefSeq, a predicted model, not a curated record